Messenger RNA from Camponotus floridanus (Florida carpenter ant), 1490 nucleotides. RefSeq names its product fringe glycosyltransferase (gene fng). Gene Ontology annotation, cellular component: membrane. NCBI's taxonomy places the organism in Eukaryota, Metazoa, Arthropoda, Insecta, Hymenoptera, Formicidae. The transcript is spliced from 9 exons. Gene Ontology annotation, biological process: regulation of Notch signaling pathway. Bases 1 to 1263 code for a protein of 420 amino acids. Gene Ontology annotation, molecular function: O-fucosylpeptide 3-beta-N-acetylglucosaminyltransferase activity. The record is from RefSeq and is a predicted model, not a curated record.
AUGAUUCGUUCGUUUUCGUUCGCGAGGCGAAACGACGACGGCGAUGACCUAACAACAACGGCGUGGUCGUCGAUGAACCUCCACGAUAGAUGCGUGGAUCUCGCGGUGGUGGUGGGACAAGGGUGGUCCCGCAAGUCCGUUAGCAGCCCCCAGGCUGCUCGUACGCCGCUCGUCGUCGAUCACGGCGCCAGCCACGGUGCUGCCGGCAAGAUGCCACGAGGUCUACCGACGAGACGCGGCCUCCAGACGUUGGCUCUCGUCAUCGCUACUGCCUAUGCCACGAUUCUUCUCUAUCAAGCUGUCGCACCGCGUCAGUGGAUCGACGAGAUGAACGCGGCGGAAGUGAAUAGUCGGAGCGUGAUAGUGGAAGUGCCGGCGUCGAGGAAGUUAAUCAGCGAGGAAUCGCCGGUGACGUUGCCGGUGGCGACGGCGACCAUGGCACCGUUUGCAACGAACCUCAACGAUGUAUUUAUCAGCGUGAAAACCACUAAACAUUAUCAUCACUCGCGUUUACCGGCCAUCAUCGACACGUGGUUUCAAUUCGCCAAGAAUCAGACCUGGUUUUUCACCGAUAGAGACGACCCGUAUUUCCAAAAUCAAACCCAUGGCCACAUGAUUAACACCAAGUGCUCAUCCUCGCACAAUCGGCGGGCUCUUUGCUGCAAAAUGUCCGUGGAAUUCGACAGAUUUCUUGACAGCGGCCGCAAAUGGUUCUGUCAUUUCGAUGACGAUAAUUACGUGAACGUGCCACGCCUGUUGAAGCUCCUGGACAAUUAUAACCCACGGGAGGAUUGGUACCUUGGCAAGCCCUCGAUACCUGCGCCUUUGGAGAUCAUCAGGCAAGGUCCGGAGCCACAGAAGCGGCCGCAAAAGGUGAAGUUCUGGUUCGCCACGGGUGGUGCUGGAUUCUGCAUCAGCCGAGCAUUGGCACUAAAGAUGACGCCGGUUGCUGGCGGAGGAAAAUUUAUCACCGUCGGCGACAGAAUUAGAUUGCCAGACGAUGUAACGAUGGGAUACAUUAUCGAAUAUCUUCUGAAAAAGCAACUCACAGUCGUAGAACAAUUCCACUCGCACCUGGAACCAAUGAAGUUCCUGAACAAGGAUACCUUUCACGAGCAGGUCUCUUUUAGUUAUUCUAAAGGACCUAGAGAUGAAUGGAACAUCCUGAAAAUUGAUGGUUUUGACAUGAAGAAUGAUCCAAAGAGAUUCAAAUCCAUUCAUUGUCACCUAUUUCCACAUGUUCCUUAUUGUCCGCACAGAUGAUAGAUCGUGCAGCGAAUGUAAAAAUAAAAAAAAAUGUUGAAGAACUUACUGAUCUCUCAUUUUCAAAGAAGAUAUGAGAAGAAAAUGUGAGUUCUCUUAAAAAAAUGGAGCGGAGAGUUUGUUUCCUGAUUAUAUAGAGAAGAAAUGUAUGAAAGAUCAACGUACGGUGAGGAGCAUAACUAAAUUAAUAACACAUUUUAAGAAAAAAUAUUAUUAUUAUUAUUAUA